Messenger RNA from Aspergillus pseudotamarii, 1004 nucleotides. RefSeq names its product spliceosome assembly protein PRP11. The record is from RefSeq and is a predicted model, not a curated record. Gene Ontology annotation, cellular component: nucleus; catalytic step 2 spliceosome; U2-type prespliceosome. Gene Ontology annotation, molecular function: nucleic acid binding; zinc ion binding. Bases 22 to 738 code for a protein of 238 amino acids. NCBI's taxonomy places the organism in Eukaryota, Fungi, Ascomycota, Eurotiomycetes, Eurotiales, Aspergillaceae. Gene Ontology annotation, biological process: spliceosomal complex assembly. The transcript has 2 exons.
GUUUCUCCAAGGCAGAUCAGAAUGGAUUUCCAGAAUCGUGCAGGAUCCAAAUUCGGUGGCGGUGGUGUCGCAUCGCAAUCUGCGACCAACGCAGACCGUCGCGAGCGUCUUCGUAAGCUCGCUCUUGAGACGAUUGACCUAGACAAGGACCCAUACUUUUUCAAGAACCAUGUAGGCAGCUUUGAGUGCCGUCUGUGCUUGACGGUUCACCAGAACGAUGGCUCUUACCUCGCCCAUACCCAAGGCCGCAAGCAUCAGACGAACCUGGCUAGACGUGCCGCGCGGGAGCAGAGAGAAGGAAAGAAUCAAGAUCCAUCGACGCUGCCGGGUGCGAUGGGAGUUCAAGUUAAGAAGCAGACAAUCAAGAUUGGUCGGCCUGGUUACAAGAUCACGAAGAUCAGGGAUCCAUUGACACGACAGCUGGGUUUGCUGUUUCAGCUGCAGUAUCAGGAAAUUACACCAGGUGUUCAGCCUCGAGUACGGUUCAUGUCCGCUUUUGAGCAGAAGGUUGAGGACCCCCCAGACAAGAAUUUCCAAUAUCUUGUCGUAGCCGCGGAGCCGUACCAGACGUGUGGUUUCAAGCUUCAGGCUCGGGAGAUUGACCGCAGAGAGGGUCGUUAUUGGACUUGGUUCGAUGAAGAUAGCAAGGAAUUCUGGGUUCAAAUCAUGUUCAAGACCGAACGAGAGGAGAGAUUUAGUGGUGUCCCAGGUCUGGCACCGAUGGACCCCAAGGUGUGAAUUGCCUGAAGUGGUGUUGUAUGCAUGGGUCUGCAUGAGAAGGAAAAGUUGACGAAAAUAAUUUUCCAUUCAACGGAGGUGCAUAGGGCGUUUGAGGAUUUUUUUUUUUUUUUUUGAGACUACAGCUAUAUGUGAUUCAAAUUCAUGUUACCCCAGCUAUUGUAAUUUGGCUGAGAGGAGGCCUUCCGAUGGCGUCCAUUACUAUAUCUUACUCUUUCUCCGACUCAGCUGAUACAAACAUCGACAUUACUGAGUGCCCUGGAAAU